Molecule: messenger RNA, 1542 nt
Organism: Pedinophyceae sp. YPF-701
Lineage: Eukaryota; Viridiplantae; Chlorophyta; Pedinophyceae
Source: the annotation of a GenBank genome assembly
AUGAGCCCGCGAAUCACCGUCAGUGGCGCGCCGGGCGCGUGCACCAUGGGCGUGGUGCACGAGCCGCCGUACAUGGACAUCGUCCGCAACGGCGACGACGUCACGUACUCGGGCUACAUCGUCGACGUCCUGAACGCCGCGGCUGCGCGAGGCGGCUUCACGUACACGUUCACCGCGUUGGACGAGUCGGCGCUGCUCGCGGGGGAGGAGACGUACACGGACCUCCUGAUGCGCACCGUCUCGGAGCAGCGCUUCGACGUCCUUGCGUCGGGGUGGUACGACACGGCGGAACGACGGCGGCUCGGCGUGCUGUUUGGCCGGCGCAUCAUCGACGUCAGCGGCUACGUCGUGGCGCCGAAGAACGACGCCGCGAGGAAGCCGUCCGCGGGGCAGAAGAUCGCCCUGUUCACCAAGCCUUUCUCGUGGGGGGUGUGGGCCAUCAUCCUCUCCCUCCUGUUUUUCCAAGCCUCGAUCAUGUUCUUCCUCGAGCGCCACCGGAUGCGCCGCGCCGCGCAGGCCCGCACGCUCCUGGCCGAGGACCUGCGCCGCGAGGCGUCCGAGAGGGCGAGCGCGGACGCGGGCGGGCGCGAAGUGCGGAGCGCGCUCUCCGGCAGGGUCAUGCGCUCGGUCCCGACCACGCUGCACAACGCGGCGUGGCGCGUCGACGCCACGCAGAACGAGCAAAGCGUCCUGCACACAGAGGAGCCCCGCAGCACGAAGGCGCGGCUCGCGUGGCUCGAGGCCUACACGCAGUCGGCGUACGAGACGAUCUCGCACGUGUCGCAGGCGGAGGACGCGCACGUGCCGGUGUCUUGGAUAGCGCGCAUGCAGAACAUCGUGUGGUGCUUCCUGGUGCUGCUCAUCAUCUCGGCCUACACCGCCAACCUCGCGACCUUCCUCAUCGUGCGCUCGCAGCCAAUGUCGAGCAUCACCGGCAUCGGCGACCUGAUGGUCAAGCGUCUCCCCACCUGCGUCCCGACGGACACGGGCCUCGGCGAGUUCGUUCAGGCGAAGUACCGCAGUUUGAACGUGGUGGACUCGCCGUGGCUGGCCGGCAUCGACAGACUCGUGGCCAGGCAGUGCGCGGCGAUCAUCAUGCCGCUCUUCGACGCGCAGCAGGCGCUCGCGAGCGGCCCGGGCUGCGAGCUCGGCGUGCAGGGACAGCCCCUGGUGGACUUGAGCGGGGCGUUCGCGUACUCCCCCUCCUCGGGCAACGGAGGGUGCGGGCCGCAGGUCAUGGUGGUGAUCGACACGCUGCUGUCCCUGCUGAGCGAGGACAACGUGAUGCAGGAGCUCUGGGAGCCGUACGUGCAGCCGCAGUGCCCCGGCGAGGAUGACAGUCUCGGUCUGACUGAGCUUGAAGAGAAGGUGGCGCUGACGGUGGAGGGGUUCUCGGGGCCGUUCCUGGUCUACGGCUGCGCGACGGCGGUGUUCAUGACCAUCGCCGUCGCGCUGCACCUCACGGAGGCCGCGCCGCACAGACUCGGGAAGAAGAUGGAUAGCGGCGUCACCGUCGGCGUGCAGGCGCUGGACGUGGCGUAG